GUUGAUGUUUACCAAAUCAAAUACCAAAUUCCUUCAUCAGAGAUCAGAUCAGAGACAUCAGAGUUAAAACAAAAAAUAACGAAAAACAUUUCUCGAGUCUUGACUUAGCAUUUUGUAUAUUGCACACACACAUUCGCCUGGUUUGGUUCUUUCCUCUUUCACAUAAUUCCGUUUGAUUCCGUUUUGAGAAGUUUUGUCACUUUUGACACAGUCGACCGAUCUCCACUCAGAAUCCCAUAAAUUGAGACAAGAUCCAGGCGAAGACUCAUCUGUCACGUCACGAGAUGAUGCAGAUGGAAGACUCGGCUGGUGAUGAGAAAGUGGAGCCAGUCGAGGAGAAGCAGUCGAUUCCAUUCAAACGUGGACACAUUGUUUUUGCCAGGCUGAAGGGGUUCCCUCCGUGGCCCUCGAGGGUGGAGGAAAUAAUUGAAGGCAAGAAUGGACAAUCUUCCAGCAGGCAGUACUCGGUGCUCUUCUUCGAAACACAUGAUACGGCGAAACUAAAAGAACGCGACUUGAAAGAUUUUUUAUCUGAAAGAGAAACCUUCAUUUCCAAAUACCACAAAUCCAAGAAACUGAUGUCUGCGAUUGAAGAGGCUGAUAGAUAUAUAAAUAUUCCUUUCGUGAAGACGGAGGUUGCUAAAAGUGAGGAUGAACAAAGUGAAGAUGAAAAAAGUGAAGAUGAACAAAAUGAAGAUGAACAAAAUGAAGAUGAAAAAAGUGAAGAUGAAAAAAGUGAAGAUGAACAACAUGAAGAUGAAGAAAGUGAGGAAGAAGAGGAAGUACAUGACUACACAGCGGAUGAGUGGUGGGUUCCUUUUGGUUCCCUUUUUGGAGAGAACCUUGAAAGCUACGAAGAUUUAGUGGAGACAGUUUUAACGUCCGAAGGUCAACGCCAUCUGCAGCGUAUGAAGAAGAUGCAUGAACAACCAGUAUUCCAUUCUGAGUACAAUCCUCAUCCACAGAGAGGUGAGAAACGCCGGCUCGAUUUUUUCGAAGGAGUCCGUCCCAAGGUCUCAAAUUUACUCGAAAACGUCAUGUUUUACGUUGACCUUGUGCGCAACUCGUGCGACAAAAAAGAACUCCAGCAAGAGCUUCGUAAAAUCUGUUCUACCAUUUCUGAGACUGUCAUUGAAGCUGAUAUCAAGGACUGGACUGACAAAGACACUAUGCAAUUGCUGGAGAUGACUGUGAAGUGCAAAAGGAAAAAGAGACAUGAUUUUCUUGAAACUGUUGGAAAAGACCUUGAAGGAGGGUUAGGGGGCAAAGAAUUUGACCUUUCAAACUACGAGUAAAAUUUUUCAAAAAUGAUUUGCUAUCAAAAAAAUUUCUUAACAUGCUUAUUUUUGUUGAAGCAAAUGUUAAAUUUAGGAUAUUUCAGAAAUAUAUCUUGAACAAUCCAAAACUUUAUAUUGUAAUGAUUUAUGUGUUUAGUUUGCUGCGUUUGCUACUUCUUUUUGUUAAGCAUGUUCCUUGCUCUUAAGCUCAUAUUUCAAUUUCGAAAUAAUAUAUUUGACUAAAAAAUAAAAAUAAAUUCAUAUUUUUGCUUAAA
Molecule: messenger RNA, 1552 nt
Organism: Neocloeon triangulifer
Lineage: Eukaryota; Metazoa; Arthropoda; Insecta; Ephemeroptera; Baetidae
Product: dynein heavy chain-like protein 2
Exons: 6
Coding region: 285-1295 (336 amino acids)
Biological process (GO): regulation of transcription by RNA polymerase II
Cellular component (GO): nucleus
Molecular function (GO): double-stranded DNA binding; transcription coregulator activity
Source: RefSeq, a predicted model, not a curated record